GCCCCGCAGCUCAUCUUCCGCCCGGAAGCCUGGACUCAGCGGCCGCGGCCGCGUCCCGCUCGCAUGUCCGGAGCCCGGCAGCCCCGUCGCCGCCCGGAGCCUGGGACCCGGUGGAAGGCUUCAGGUGAUUUUAUCGCCAGAGGGCAGGGGUUCCCCUCUGGCCCUGGCAGAGAAAUGAAUCUAAGCCGGUGAAGCUAUAUCUCAAAUGAAGCUGGCGUAAGACUUCACAGAACUCCAGUCUCCCAGUCUGGGCACUUACCCUGGUCUCCAGUGUCAUGUGGUACGUCAGCACUCGGGGGAUGGCCCCACGGGUCGACUUUGAGGGGGCCCUCUUCUCUGGCUAUGCUCCAGAUGGGGGCCUCUACAUGCCCGAGGAGCUCCCACAGCUGGACAGAGAGACCCUGCGUCAGUGGAGUACGCUCUCCUACCCCGACCUGGUGAAGGAGCUGUGUGCCCUCUUCAUUGGCCCUCAGCUCAUUUCAAGGGAUGACUUAACCGGUCUGAUCGACCGAGCCUUCAGCCGAUUCCGACACAAAGAGGUGGUCCAUCUGUCCAGGCUGAGGAACGGGCUGAACGUGCUGGAGCUGUGGCACGGGGUCACGUACGCGUUUAAGGACCUGUCCCUGGGCUGCACCGCACAGUUCCUGCAGCGCUUCCUGGAGAAGAGGAAGCAGCGCGUCACUGUGGUUGGGAGGCUUCCUCCUUCAUCCCAUCCAGGAACUUCUGGGGACACUGGGAGUGCUGCCAUCGAGAGUGUUCAUGGGGCAAAGAAUGUGGACAUCAUCGUCCUGCUGCCCAAGGGUCACUGCACAAGGAUUCAGGAGCUCCAGAUGACAACGGUGCUGAGGGAGAACGUCCACGUGUUUGGAGUGGAGGGGAACAGUGAUGAGCUGGACGAGCCGAUCAAGGCCGUGUUUGCAGACGUGGCCUUUGUCAAGAAGCACAAUCUGAUGAGUCUGAAUUCAAUCAACUGGUCCCGGGUCCUGGUGCAAAUGGCCCACCACUUCUUCGCCUAUUUCCGGUGUGCACCAUCCUUAGACACGGACCCCCUGCCCGCUGUGGAGGUGGUUGUGCCAACAGGGGCUGCUGGUAACCUGGCAGCCGGGUGCAUUGCUCAGAAGAUGGGUCUGCCCAUCCACCUGGCCGUGGCGGUGAACUGCAAUGACAUCAUCCACAGGACUGUCCAGCGGGGAGACUUCUCUCUGUCCAGGGCAGUCAAACCAACCUUGGCAUCAGCGAUGGACAUUCAGGUGCCCUACAACAUGGAGAGGAUCUUCUGGCUGCUCUCCGGCUCUGACAGCCAGGGGACAAGAGCCCUCAUGGAGCAGUUUGAAAGGACCCAAAGUGUGAGUCUGCCUGAGGAGCUGCACAGCAAGCUUUCAGAGGCAGUAGCGUCUGAGUCGGUGUCGGAUGAGACCAUCACCCAGACCAUGAGCCGCUGCUGGGAAGAGAACUGGUACUUGUUGUGCCCUCACUCGGCCGUGGCCGUGAGCUACCAUUACCAACAGACAGACAGGCAGCAGCCCAGCCCUCCCCGAUGCUGUCUGGCUCCCGCCUCUGCCGCCAAGUUCCCGGAGGCUGUGCUGGCCGCCGGGCUGACCCCAGAGACCCCCCCGGAGAUCCUGGCCCUGGAGAGCAAGGAGGCGCGCUGCGCCGCCAUGCGGAAGGGUGACGACUGGACGCUGAUGCUUCGGGACACGAUUGAGAAGCUGAGCCGGCAGCAGGUGAUCAGUGCCUGAACGCCCCGGAAUAGCCAGGCCGGGGCUGGCUUCCUUUAGGCUGCGGACCCGGACGCCGUGCCCUCCGAGCUCUGUACACCUCAUCCUCGUUGAGAGUCGGUGCAGGAGGUUCUCAAGGGGCUGCUGAGCGCAGUCUGGACCCAGCCGGCUGUGCUCUGCGGCUGCUCUGGGUAGUGCCUGGUCACUGGAGACGGCGGGGGUCGUGGGUGAUGGAUGGCAGUGCGCAAAUGAAACAGGCUCCACCUCGGCUCCAGGACUUUGGACCCCAGGCCCUAUACCUGUGCAGGUGGGGGCCACUCACUCCAUUAACACAUAUUUGGGGCUCAUGGUCUCUGAGCCUUAGUUGAUCUCGUCCACAAGCCACAUCCAGAGGUCUUGGCCUGCCUUGUCAGAGGUUUCCAUCCUGUUAAAAUGUUGGGAAUCCCUGGAAUAAAAGUGCACGUUCUGUGUGA
This is a messenger RNA of Camelus dromedarius (Arabian camel), 2191 nucleotides long. It is a transcript of the gene THNSL2, whose product is annotated as threonine synthase like 2. The record is from RefSeq and is a predicted model, not a curated record. NCBI's taxonomy places the organism in Eukaryota, Metazoa, Chordata, Mammalia, Artiodactyla, Camelidae. Bases 276 to 1739 code for a protein of 487 amino acids. Gene Ontology annotation, biological process: 2-oxobutyrate biosynthetic process; dephosphorylation. Gene Ontology annotation, molecular function: pyridoxal phosphate binding. The transcript is spliced from 10 exons.